UGAAUUUGAAGUUACAAAGGAAAGAAGUCAGUCGCUGUGUCCUCAUAAGAAGACGUGAUAAUUUCCAUAAACAAUCAACGAUGAUGAAACUAUGAGGCUAGUUUAAGUUAAGACCCUAAGAGCAGCUAUGGAUCCAGCUAAGAGGACAACACUCAUUGAGUGGGUUAAUUCUGUGGAUGAAGAAAAGCAGAUCCAAUCUUUGUUUGACCUGCGAGAUGGAAAGCGACUCAUUGAUUUACUCAAACUAUUGGAACAGUUUGAGUGUAAGGAAGAAAUAACUGAAGUAAAACAGCGACUAGACUUCAUUCGAAAGGUUUUGGAAGGUGUUUUCAAAGUAAACUUUGUGGAGUCGAAACUGAUAGAUUUUGAUCUGAUUUUGUCAUCUGGUGACAAGGAAGAUGAAGACAUUGAAUUUGAACUGGCAAAGGUUCUGCUGGGCGUGUUUGGGAUGGCUGUCCAGGAUGCGAACUGUCAGCUGUUUGUGGUGCCUGCCAUGAAUCUCAGUGAGUUUAUUCAGCUGAACAUCAAGGAGGUCCUAGAAUCCAUGUUGUCAUCAGCCAGCUCGGAGAGUGCCCUGCCCCCGGACUUCGUGGACAUCCUCACUCGGACAACAGAAAACAGUCACGCUCAUCGCGAUGCUACUCUUUUCUUUCGACUAGUGGCUCAGGGCUUCCCGACUACGCCCGUGGUUGACCAGUCUUUCAACUACAGUGGUAGCUUUAGUGCAAUGGGAGACUUGAAACAAAGUCCGCAGUUGUCCCGUGUUGCUAACACCAGCGUGUGUUCAGUGCGUGACAUAUCGUCCCCGCUGCGCAUGCUGACACUGGCUAGCUCUCCGAUCGGGGAGUUCAUGCAGUCCCCCCACCUCACACACAAGAUUCUGCAGAGGGAGAAGGAUCAGAGAAGUAAGCUCGAGGUGAUGUUGCGGCAGAAGGAACAGGAGAUGAAGAGGCUGGAAGUGGCGCUGAAGAAUGAAGCUCAUCUUCGCCAGGAGCUUGAGUUGGAUCUCAAGGAGAAGGCAAUGGACAUUGACAACCGAGAGAGCAAGAUCCGUGAUCUACAGAAACAGCUGCAGGAGAUGAGGAAGCUGCGUGACCACCUGGACGAGUUGGACACGCUGAGAGCGGAAAAUGACCAGAUGCAGAAGGAGAUGGACAGGUACAAGUCCAAGCUGGAGCAGAUGUCUGACCUCAGAUCUCAGUGUGCCUACCAGGAAAAGGAAAUCAAGUCGCUUCUUGAAGAAAACAGAAAGAACAAGAAUGAUCUGCGCACGAUGGAGUCUAUCCAAGCUGGGAACGAGGACUAUCGGAUCCGGAACCACCGCCUGACGCUGCAUGUGGACGAGCUCGAGAAACAGCUGCUUCAGAGAGAAGAAGAGAGGAAGAAGGUGGCAUCAGAGCAGGAGUCCCUGCAGCACCAGCUCGACCAGGCUCGUGAGAUCAUCUCCCGUCAGAAGGAAGACCUCGAGGACGUUCUCACAGCCCCUGCUGUCGGGGAGUCGAUGUCCGUGGUGUCUGACAAACGCAUCACAGAGUUGGAGGCUGAUCUAGCCCGCCUACAGGAAACAACAGUUGCCUUGGACACCCACAAGUCAACCGUGUCUCACUUGGAGGAGAUGACUCGCACCAGAGAUGCAUUUGAGCAAAACUACCUGGCUGCAAGGAAAAGCCUUAUGGCAACAGAGGCCCAGAUAGCAGAGCUCAAGUGUCAGCUGGAGAAGUACGAGAGUGAGGUGACGCAGCUGACGGACUCGCGGCGUGAGCUGCAGGCUGAGUUCCGCGGCCAGGCUCAGCAGCUGUCCCAGUCCCAGCUGGAGGUGCAGAAACUCACCACGCUCAGAGACGCCAACCUGGAGAACAUUGCCACUCUUGAAACAGACCUCAACAAGUCCAGGACAGACCUUAAUCUGGCUAAUGCAGAAAUAUGUGCCCAAAAGGAAGAGUGUUCCGGUCUGCAAGAGAAUCUCAGUAAGCAGAGAAAUGGAGAAGUCAAACUUAAUGAGCGUAUCCGAAACCUGGAGACUGAAGCUGAGGACUCCGCCCACAAGUAUGAGAUGACCCUAGCAGCUCGGGAUCAAAAGGUGGAGGACCUCACCACUCAGCUGGGGGACAUGGUGUCUGAGGUGAAGCAGACAGCCCUCCAACACGAGCAGAUGGUCACUGAGAAACAGGAUGAAGUCUCUGUCUGGAGACAGAAUCUUGUUGAGCUACAGGCAGAAAAGGUCAAAGUCACACAGGAACUUGAAAGUAAAAUUGCUGAGAAGUCAACAGAGGUGGAUAGUUUGAUGCAGGAAUUGACUGAGGUCAGGGCUUCAGGUGAAGAGAAUCAAGAAAUCCUAAAAACAGAGUUGCAGAGUAAGACUUGCAGUCUGAUGCAGGUCACAAAGGAGAAGGAAGAAUUGCAACAGUCAAAGGCUCAGCUCCUCGAGGAACACCAACAACUGAUCACAGAUAAGGCAGAACUGCAACAGGCAAAGGCUCAACUUCUCCAUGAGCACCAACAGGAGAUCAAAUUGAAGGAAGAACUUCAGCAAGCACAGGCUGAGCUCCUUGAGAAACACCAACAGGAGAUCAGAGAAAAGGAAACGCUUCAGCAAGCACAGGCUGAGCUCCUUGAGAAACAUCAAGAAGAGAUCAAAGCGAAGGAAGAACUUCAGCAAGCACAGGCUGAGCUCCUUGAGAAACACCAAGAAGAGAUCAAAGCGAAGGAAGAACUUCAGCAAGCACAGGCUGAGCUCCUUGAGAAACACCAAGAAGAGAUCAGAGAGAAGGAAACGCUUCAGCAAGCACAGGCUGAGCUUCUUGCGAAACACCAAGAGGAGAUCAGAGAAAAGGAAACGCUUCAGCAAGCACAGGCUGAGCUCCUAGAGAAACACCAACAGCAGAUCAAGGAAACCGAAGCGCUUCAGCAAGCACAGGCUGAGCUCCUAGAGAAACACCAACAGCAGAUCAAGGAAACAGAAGCGCUUCAGCUAGCACAGGCUGAGCUCCUUGAGAAACACCAAGAGGAGAUCAGAGAGAAGGAAACGCUUCAGCAAGCACAGGCUGAGCUCCUAGAGAAACACCAACAGCAGAUCAAGGAAACAGAAACACUUCAGCUAGCACAGGCUGAGCUCCUUGAGAAACACCAAGAGGAGAUCAGAGAGAAGGAAACGCUUCAGCAAGCACAGGCUGAGCUCCUAGAGAAACACCAACAGCAGAUCAAGGAAACAGAAACACUUCAGCUAGCACAGGCUGAGCUCCUUGAGAAACACCAAGAGGAGAUCAGAGAGAAGGAAACACUUCACCAAGCACAGGCUGAGCUCCUUGAGAAACACCAACAGCAGAUCAGAGAGAAGGAUGCAGCUUUGUCAGACAUGACUGUUCGUCUUGAACAGCAUCAAGUGGGUCUCAGUGAGCGUGACAGUGAUGUGAUCAGUUUGAAAACUAAUGUAGCUCUAUUGUCACAGCAGGUGCAAGAACAGCAAGUGACACUGACAGAUAGGGAGACCCAUGUUCGUGAGUUGACUGAGAAACUCCAACAUCAACAGAUUACCUUGGCAGAGAAGGAUGCCUCUGUGAGUGAGUUGAUGGAGAAGGUUGAGUGUCUGACUCAUGAUGCUGCCCAACAACAAGGCGUAGUUGCUGAGAAACAGUCUGAACUGGAGGAGCUCCACAGUCUGGUUGAAACCCUGUCUUCUAAUGUUGACACACAGCAGAGUGUUAUUGCAGAAACUGAGACAGUCCUGGCUGAAGCCAAGUCUCAGAUACAGAUGUUAGGGGUUGAGAUGGAGCAGUGCAAACUGACAAUUGCUGAGAAAGAAUCCCUGGUUGUUGAUCUUUCAGAAAAAAUAAAUGACAUGACAAGUGACAAUAAGACAUUGUUUGACACCAUUACUGAGAAAGAUUCAACAUUAGCAGAGCAUGCAGCAAACAUUAAACAGUUAACUGUUACCAUUGAGCAACACCAACAGAUGCUGUUAGAGAAAGAACAGUUGCUAUGUUCAGCACAAGAAGAACAGCAGCAAUAUGAGUGUCGACUUGAGGAGCGAGAUGAGGAGCUGAGGAGGAUGAGGCAAGACGUGGAUGUCAUCACAACGAAAGCUCAGCAGGCUGAGGAGGAACUAAGGCAACAAGUGGUCUGUGUGAGGGAGGAGAAGGAGGACAUUGCUCUACAGCUGAAGGCAAGUGAGGCAUCUUUGGAAGAAACAGUUGGUGAUCUGAAGAAGCAGCUGGAGGUAAAGCAGCAGGAGCAGGACUCGCUGCGGCAGAAGAUGGAUGUGAGAGUCUCUGAGAUGCAGGCGCAGCUGGAGGAGGUGGCUUCUCUGAAGGACGGGGAGACUCAGGACUUUGUACAGAAGGAACAGAGGCUUUAUUCCGACCUGGCUGAAUUCAAGGACAAGAUAGAGGAGCUGAAACAUGAGCUGAAGACUGAGGUGGAGGGAUACGUGCAGCGGGAGAAGGAGCUGCAGGUGACGAUCAGUCAGCUGGAACACACAGUUGAGGAGGCCACCACAAACCUGGACUCACAAAAAGAUCAGUUUACAUCCAGGGAGCAGUAUCUGGAGUCCGAAAUAAACUUGCUGGAAAGCAAAGUGGGAGGUCUGGAGACCCAUCUUGAGGAGGUGAGGAGUGAGCAGGUCAGUCAACAGCAGGAGAUGAUGGAACAGCUUCAUUCUCUCCGGACUGAGGUGGAGACUGAAAGUGACACCAUCCAGUCCCUCUCGGACACCAUCUCUGAGAAGGACAAGCUGGUAGAGGAGCUUCAGCAGAAGGUUGUGGAGAUGGAGAGACAGGCACAGAGCAGUGAGGAGGAACGGAAAGUGUGGGUAGAGAAGCGUGAGUCUGAUGUCAAUGACAGAGAGGCUCUAACUGCUGAACUCAAACAGAAGCUGUGUCAGUAUGAGGAAAUGGUAAAAACAUUGAAGGAAGAACAUGAAACAGUAAUUGAAAGUAUUGAAGCUGAUAAAGAGGAAAGUCUGGCACUUCUUCAGAAUAAUUUUGAGGGGAAGACUGCAGUUCUCGAGUCAAGUCACAGUGAGGACAUGAAGAAACUUCGGAAGGGUUUCGAGGAGGAGAAGGCCUCGUUAAUCAGAAGCCAUGAAUCUCAGAUUGCUACAGCCACUAGUGCUGUGAUGGCCACUAAGGAAAGCAUCACCACAUUCCGGGGGAGACAGACAGACUACGAGGACACCAUCAAGGAACUCAAGGAGACUCAGAAGACUCUGGAAGAGGACUACGACAGGAGGGUUCAUGAGUGUGAAAACUACUGGACCAUGCAACUGUCAACCCUACAGGAGGAGUUUGAUGAUGCUAUGGCAGAGCGAAAGACCAACUUUGAGAACCAGUAUAAAGAAGAGGUAACUCGUCAGGAGGAUCAGAUUUCCUCUCUGAUGGAAGAGCAUGAAGGAUCUCUUCUCAGUCAGAAGGCUGUGCUUGAGGAGACCAUCUCAGACUUGAAGUGCAUGAUGGAGAGACAGAAGGCUGAUUAUGAGGAGAAGCUGUUGAGGAUGAAGGAAGAGGGCGAGAAAGCUGUGUCCAGUAUGGAGGAAGAUCACAAGAGCAAGUUGGCACAUCUACAUACCUGCUUGAAGGAGAUGGCUCAGAGUCAGCGAGAGAUGAAAAGCAACCUGGAAGAAAACCGCGAAAAGACGAAACAUCUAGAGACAUGUUUAACUGAGAGGAACAGAGAGUUGGAAGAAAAGAUGGUUGAGGAGCAGAUUGCCAAGGAGGAUGCUAUCCUUGCUGUGCAGAAAGAGUACAAGAUGAAGAUGGCACAGAUGGUUGAGGAGAAGGAGGGAAAGAUAUCAGAGUUAGAGGGUAUGCAGGUAACCAGGCAGCAGGAGUACGAGGCUAGUCUUCAGCAGCUGGAGGACAAGCUGACACAGCAGCAGCAACAGCUGGAGCAGGCACAACACGGAGAACAGACUGAGAAGUCCAGCCUGGAGAGUGAGGUGACGGAGCUGAAGACCCAGGUGACGGAAAUGUGUGUGCAGCUGCAACAGUCUCAGGAGGAGCGUGCAUCAGCAGUGCAGAAGGUGAUGCAGCUCAGACAGGAACUGGAAUCAGCCGAGUCCGAAUUUGCCUGUCAGUUAGAGUCAGAGAGGGGAGUGUAUGAGGAACAAAUGAACUGUCUCAAGUCCGAGAUCCAGAGUCUGAAGACAGACUAUUCCACGACAAGGGAUUCUCUCAAGCAGAGCACAUCAGAAACUGUUUCCCGCUAUGAAGCAGAGAUGAUGAGCCUCAAGCAGCAGCUGGCAGCUGUGGAGGAGGAGAAGGAGAUGGCGGACAAGGAGAAGGAGGAACUGAUGGCGCAGCAUGAGCGGGAGCUGUCCACGGCCCGGCGCCACACCGACACUGAUGUCCGCGCACUCAGGAUGGAGAAGGAGAGCCUGCAGACCCAGGUGGAGAUACUCCAGCAGAAGAAGGAACUAACGACGAGUAAGAUGUCUGACCUGGCCCAGGAAAUAAACAAAUAUGUCACUAGAUGUCAGCACUUUGAGAGUCAGUGUCAUGAGAUGGACCAUCGUUUGACAGAGCUGACAGAGCGAGAGCGCAACCUGAAGAAUGACAACGAGAAGUACCGCAGCCAGAAGGGGAAGAUGGAAGAGAAGUGCAAGGAGCUGGUUCAGAGGCUGCAGAGUCACGUGGAACGCGAGCAGAAGAUGGCACGGGACCACCACCAUGAGAUCACAGUGGCAUCCGAGCUGAACGCGAAGCUGCAGAAACACGCUGAGAAGCAUAAGACUCAGAUCAUGGAGCUACAAAAGUCUUCUCAUAGUUCCAAUGGCGAGCAUCAGAAGCUGGUGGACCAGGUGCGCCACUACCGAGAGCAAUACAGCAAGUACAAGGAGAGCAUGGAGACCAUGACCAAAGCGCUGGAGACACAGCGACACACAGCCGACAAACACAGACAGCGGGCAGAGAAACUUGACACAGACAUGUGUAAGAUGAGGGAGGAGAAUGUCCAGGCCAAGUCACUGGCUUCCAAGGUCCGUACCCUGGAGACCCAGCUGGAGUUUGCCGACCGUCAGGUACGGGAGUACCGGCAUCAGCUGGAUCAAGCAGGAACGGCUCUCCUCGGGGACACAAAUGCCUUCCAGAGACACAUGGAGCUCAGCGGCAACGACAGCUUCUCCAUCAACAUCGGGGGCCACAGCAGUGGUGAUACAGAGGGGAGCCUGGACGACUCGCUGGAGUCUGAGAAAGACAGCACGGUCAAGUACAACCUGCGCUCCAGCUCCCAGAGUUCCGAGGACAGGAAGCCCCUUAUCUCCAUCUCCCGGUCCAGCAUCAGCAGCUCCUCAACCACCUCCUCUGGCCUCACCCCGAGCUGCUCCUCCCUGUCCCUCCGCUCCACCAACAGCCGUGCAUCCCUCCGCAGCAUCUCCAGCGACAGACUCAACUCCACCGGCACAGCAUUCGGACUGCCACUUGGAACCGGUAAACUGUUCUCGUGUGAGGACGAGCCUCCGCUAGACUUUGAGUGGAACCGGCUGAGUGAGCUGAAGAGAAGGAAUACUCUGUGUCUACCUCACAUGAAGUCCUCCUACCCAGUCGAGACUCAGUCGUGUGAAAACAAGAAGUUUGAUGAUGAUGGCUUCAAGCGUGUGUCCGAUGCUUCCUUUCUCUCGAAGAAGAGGAAGCCCAACUCAAUGGAGAUAGAUGAGGGUCCAUCAAAAACCUUGCCCGAAGACCACAGAAAACAUGCUCGGUAUGGCACUGUGUAUCAGCGUCCUGGGCCACCAACACCGGCCAAUGGUCACUCCAUGACACGACGGAGCUCCGGACGUCUCAACCAGAGUCCAAAGACACCGGUCAGCACCCGGAGGAAGUCGAGGUCAAACUCUCGUACACCACGAGGCACUCUCAGACGCACUCCCAAGGGAGUGUCUCCACGAACAGCACACUCACCUCGCUGGGACAGUGAAAAUAAAGCCCCAGCUAAACUGGGGUCGUCCUUGUGUUUGCAGUCUGACCGGCGAGAGAGUAUCGCCUUCAGCAUCGGCUUCUCCCCUGUACACAACCAGGGGAUGCGGCGCGGCAUGAAGCGCCAGACUGGCUUCAUCCAGAAACAGCCGGAGGAGAAGAAGACCCAGCCUAGGCGACAGAAAAACCACCGGUGACAAGAAAACCUCUGGGCACGAGAAACUUCCUUCAGACUGGCUUGUAAUUGUAAAGAUAUUUGAUUUAACUGUUGAAAUGUCUCUGAAAGUAUAGUGCUUUAUUUUAUUACUGUAUUUUACAAUAAACCUUUUUAAAUGUUUUACGCUGUAUAAAUUAUGACAUUUUGUUAUGUUUCUGCUACAUGAUAUUAGGGCAUUUAUAUAACUGGGAAUAUUUAAUGUUGUACAGGUAUGUUUUAGUGUGUAAUUACAGUUUGUAUAUACCGAUGUACAUUCCGCAUAUAUACCACGCACCCAACCUACGGUACUCCCACUUCAACAAAUCAGUUUUCAAUCAUGAACCUAAUUCCGUGACUGAACAUUGUGAUGAUGGAAGCUUUCCAUCACUGUGCAAUACUAACGUGUUUGUAAAUGUCGUUCAUUUUCAUUUUCAUGUCCCAUAGGAAUAUUAUAAGACCAUUAUCAGAUAAUCAUUAUUCUUAUCAACUCUUUUCUGAUGUAUUAAGUAUGUAUAGUUUUAGUUUUCAAGAUCUGAUUCAUGUUAGGAAUGUCAACAUACUUAUUUUGAUAAGAAAAUGUUAUGAAAUAGUUAUAAUUAUGGAACAUAAAUGAAGUCAAAGGAUUGUCCAGUAAAAGCAAGACAGGACGUUGUAUGAAUAGAUAUAUGUAAUUAUCAAAUUUGGUUGUGAAGUCUAGUCAAUGUCCUGCCUUCUUUCCCCGUAGCUAGUUUAGGUGAAUCUAUUCUCUCGCCUCUGUCUAUCACCUCGUGUUCAUUUCAGACAACAUGGAGAUUCAUAUAGUGUAGCUUGACCAUCUGUAAAAACUUGUACAAAAUGUAUAAAAUGUCAUAUAACUAUA
Messenger RNA from Haliotis rufescens (red abalone), 8962 nucleotides. Its product is annotated as GRIP and coiled-coil domain-containing protein 2-like. The coding region runs from base 128 to 8104 and encodes 2658 amino acids. Gene Ontology annotation, cellular component: centrosome; spindle pole; spindle microtubule. The transcript has 28 exons. Lineage: Eukaryota; Metazoa; Mollusca; Gastropoda; Lepetellida; Haliotidae. Gene Ontology annotation, biological process: establishment of mitotic spindle orientation. The record is from RefSeq and is a predicted model, not a curated record. Gene Ontology annotation, molecular function: microtubule binding.